This is a messenger RNA of Aspergillus japonicus CBS 114.51, 996 nucleotides long. Its product is annotated as putative translation initiation factor IF3. The transcript has a single exon. Gene Ontology annotation, biological process: ribosome disassembly; mitochondrial translational initiation. NCBI's taxonomy places the organism in Eukaryota, Fungi, Ascomycota, Eurotiomycetes, Eurotiales, Aspergillaceae. The coding region runs from base 228 to 908 and encodes 226 amino acids. Gene Ontology annotation, cellular component: mitochondrion. The record is from RefSeq and is a predicted model, not a curated record. Gene Ontology annotation, molecular function: ribosome binding; translation initiation factor activity.
CAACCUCCCGCCUCUCUUCCUGUCACUUUGCCCGCAUGCGUCCAUUCCCAGAUUGUUCCAGUUAUUAUUGUCAUUCACUUGCAGCCUGCUACGUCACCCCUAUCUUCCAGGACGAUUGAGCUGGUCUUUGUCCUUCUGCAGCUUUUUCUUUGGCUCCAAUCAUUCGGGUUCAUCCGAUCCCAACCUUUAGCCCAUCCUUAUUCCUGCAACACUCCUGCGCCGAAAAGAUGAAGCACAUGCGCAGCCUCCUCUCGACGGCGCAAGCCCUGCGCCAGGUCUUCUUCCCACCUCAACGCCUCGUCCGACCGCAGUAUCUCCGUCCUCUACCUCUGGGCAUUCGAACAAUGAAAUGGAACCGUAAAGAUUCCCAGAAAACAGAAUCGGUGGCGGCGAGACUCAUCAAAGACGAGGCCAUUGUAUCGGAAUGGAUCCAGAUAGUGAACGAGAACAACACUUUGGACCCCCCAAUUCGACGCUCGACUGUCCUCAAUAAUAUCGACCGUUCUAAACAGUUCGUGAUCAAGGUCAGUGAUGGAGCGGAUGGUGCGCCGCCGGUCUGCAAGGUUGUGGACAAAAUGGCUCUGCGGGAGACAGAGCGUGCCAGAGCCAAGGCAGCCCACACUAGCAGAACCUCCUUCAAGCAGGUGGAACUGAACUGGGCUAUCGAUAGCCAUGACCUUGGCCACCGUCUGAAGAAGAUCACCGAGUUCAUUACCAAGGGCUUCAAGUUGGAGGUUGUCUUGAUGAGGAAGAAGGGCAAACGAGCCCCCACGGCGGAGGAAGUCAAAAAUCUCAUGGACAAGGUGGUGGAAACGAUCAAGGAGGCCAAUGGUAUGCAAAUCAAACCUAUGGAGGGGGAGCCAGGGCGGUUAGUCACUAUCGUUGUGAAGAAGAAGCCCGACAACUAGCUUGUUGAUGCGGCUAUCCCGGUAGAGAAGGUCACACUUUUAUAAAUCGGCCAUUGUCUACAAUUGUAAAAUAUGAAUCUAUUUCUUA